Brassica napus (rape) is the source of this 6433-nucleotide messenger RNA. RefSeq lists its product as uncharacterized. The record is from RefSeq and is a predicted model, not a curated record. The coding region runs from base 732 to 1787 and encodes 351 amino acids. Lineage: Eukaryota; Viridiplantae; Streptophyta; Magnoliopsida; Brassicales; Brassicaceae. The transcript has 2 exons.
AUUUCGACUAUAACUUUUAUUAUUUAUUCCUAGACGAUGCUAUACUUGUUUUAGUUUUUAUUUUAUUCGAAGAUGCCCCAUAAAUUAUUAUCUUGAAUUUUUGAUAAUUUUAUCGAUUCUUUUCUUUUAAUUCCUAUCUAUAAAGAAAAAACAAAUCCAGAGUAGUAGUGACCAGUGAGCCACUGACAAGGAAAAAAAAACAAGAAAAAAUUGGCAAAUUGGGCAAAUUGCAAGUUUGAUAUUAGGGAGUUGGGCGACCUCGAGUUUAAAUUAUAAGAUUGAGCGAAUCGCCUUUUCCAAACUUGUGAAAUGUCGACAGAGGGCGCGCGUGAUUCUUGGUAUUACGACCGUGCCACCUCUUGAUUUUUUAUUUAAAAAUAAAAAAAGACCUAAUAAAAGAAUAAAAAAGAAGGAAAUUAGAAAAACCAAAACAUCCCUUAUAUCAAAAUAUACCAGAACCACCUCUAAACAGCUGCAAUUGAGAACCAAACAUAAGAAGAAUCCCACAUAAGAACCACUCUCGACUGUACCCAGAUCGGCAUGGUAUCCCCCUCCAGCGUAACGCCCUCGAGGAGGGUGACUCGUAGUCAAUGCGCCAGUGAUAGAGAAGCAAAUCCCAAGAAAAUUCCCCGACUAGGCAAAACUGCGUCUCGUUAUGCAGGUAUCUCCUUUCGCUAAGCUUCGCUGUGAAAUUCUUUGGAAAAAGUUUUUUAAAAUAAAGCGUUGGGUAAAUGUCUGGAUUUGGUCAUUGUAUUUCAGUAUCUAGCACGGAGUCCGAACUAGAGGAACCUGCAUCCACCGACCAAGAAGAAGCUGCAUCCACCGAGCCGGAAUUUAUUGUCACCACGCCGACUUUCCCGGAAAGACUGUUCUCACGUAAUUGCUAUCCUGGCAAACCUCGAUUGAACAUCUAUUCAAAGGCGAGUAUCAUUGGAUCGUUAGUGAAGUUUCUAAGAGGCUCCCCUGAAAUGAAUUGUCUGCUAGGAAGUCAGUUUGGAGCUCUGUUCCACUUACCUGUAUCGCGCUGCUCAAACUCUGCGAAACUUGUACAUUCUCUCCUCAGCCGUCAGCUGGUUACGAUGCGCCUAUAUGAGCUCUGGUUCUUGUUUGCAGACAAGCCACUACGCUUUUCUCUGCGUGAGUUCGGAGACAUCACAUGGCUGAAAUGCGAGCCUGAAAGGGAAAAAGUUGGAAACGGGUCAGAAUCUAUCGAUGCCACACCUGGACGUAUGUGGAAAGAGUUGUUUGAAACUGAAGAUGAAGACGUGACUGUACCAGAUGUUCUUCGUAUGCUUGAACAGCCUAGUCUUCCUGAGUGGAAGCGGUUGCCACUAGCUCUCAUUGCGCUUGUAGAUGGGCUCCUGGUUUGUGGUCACAAACUUCUUCGUGUGACGCCUGCUUACGUCGAGAUGCUGGAAGACACCAGAUCAUUUCUUCAAUAUCCAUGGGGGAGAGAGGCAUUCGUCAGCACUCUGUCUAGAUUGAGACCACCUCAACCUUCUGAUCCUUCUAAAAUGGAUAAAUCCCUUUCGGUCAUGCGCCUUCGUUUGAAACAGCAGUCAACAGCGUGUUAUGGGUUCCCUCUGGCGCUGCAACCUUUUGCUUUUAAAGCUAUCCCCUCAUUGCUUGAGAAAAUUCCUGAACCUAAUAAAACCACUUCUUUCUUGCAAGAACCAGAAGGAUGCGACUCAACAAAUGCACUUCUGAAUUUUGAAGACAUACUUCUGGUGGAAACCCAAACUGAGGUACAAUGUUGUUGUCUAUCUUAUUUGCAAAACAGAAGUUAAGACGCUCAAACUUUGUGUACUUAUGAAUGUUUGUGUUCUUUGUUUGAGGUUAUUGUUACGUAUUCAAUCCCAGAUGAAGGUGGGGAUCCAAAGUGGAAGAAAGAAGUAAUCGAUCCCCAAAUAGAUAACUUAGUUCGUCGAAUGCGGGAAGGGCACGAGUUCAAAGCAACAGACUUUAGAGGAGGUGAUUCAUCCCUUCCACCUCUGAAGCCAGCCGAAAAGGCUGAAGGUGUUGGUGUCAAAAAGAAGUGUCAAAAGCCGUCUAAUCGGUUUGGGAAAGCAUGUGAUGAACCUGGAAGUACGACUCAGGCGCCUCAGCGUCCUAUUCGACCUCGUCGUGGGAUAUGUAAACAGGCUGAACCAGGAAACUUAUCAGAUAAGGAGCAAGAGCUGAAAGAGUGGAUACGAGUUGAACUGAAAACGCAGUUGGGUAAAUUGCGGAACGAGAUUUUUGACUGGUUGCAUCAUGAUAGGGGAGGCUCGUUCACGGUUCUGCAAAACACAGCAGCCGGUAAAACAAACAGAGACAACAGUCACGCUGACCCUACCGGCAUGGAAGGUCCAAAGUAGCGACGUCCGUUCACUGGUGAUGGUAAUGAUGAAGCUGAAAUAUUUUGGUCUGAUAGUAAGAAACACAAGAAGAACAACGGCGAUGGGUUUAGCGACGAUGAGACGAUGAGAAUGCAUGAUAAUCAUUGUGAUGGCCGUAUGCCAAAUGCUCGCUUCUGGGAAAAGGUAAUCAAACUGCUCCUACAAUUUUUAAUGAUAAACAAUGCCUGAAUCCCGGUCUAACUUUUUUGAGGAAAAUUCAACGUGUAGGUAGAUUCAAUGGCGGGCGAAGGCCCCUCUUUCUCGAAGUCGGCAAACAUUCCAGAAGUCGAUGUUUCAACGCCGAUUGGACCAGAAAUUGUAUCAAAGCCAGCAAAACCGACUCUCCCGGAACCGUUGGAGGGCGAGGGGGGAGAUGAGUCUCCAAUAUCAGGGCUAAAUUUGUUAGCAGAAGAGGUUGAAAAGGGGACACGGAGUGACAAUGUCUAUAAAGAUCCACAGGAGAACACUUGUAGGAUGCUUACCGUUUGGUCUCAUCCUGAAUCUUACGUCCUUCCGCCGGAGAAACAAGGUGGUAAAGCGUCACCGACAAAUUCUGAAGAUUACAAGACACCGCCAGAGGAUGAUCUGAUGACUGAAUGUCGCACACCAGACGUUGGGAAUUCGAAGCUGAGUCGAUAUCUGACUAGGUCAUUAAAAAAAAGCAGAGCUAGAAGGGAAAUGUAUUCCAAUAAGCUCAACCAAAAAAGAUGACCUCCAGACGAAGCGUAUUCCGAGACGUUCAACAAAGAUUGGAGGAGUGUACACCCCAGACAAGAGAUUGAAGAAGCUUUUCCAAAGCUGCAAGAAACCCAAAUAUACGCCCUUAGCAGACUUGGAGAAAGCGCAGUUUCAAGAGUUUCAGUCAAUUCUCCGCGAGAAACCGGCACAAUAAGUUGUUUGGAUAUACUGUAUAAAUUUCUUGGACUGUCAAAUGUUUAAUAUUGACUUUUGGUUUGUUCUCAAAUUUCAGGGAAUUCGAAAUUAUUAUUGGGAUCCAUGUCUCAAAUAAGUUCUUCCUGUCGUUGGCGCGGCCAACAAAUUGGGUCAGUACCGAGGUAUUCAAUUCAUCAGAACUUAAUCCGUUUUAUUCAAGUGGUUUGUACAUAUUUUUCUAAUGGUUUGUACAUAUUUUUCAGCACAUUUCUGUGCUAACUAGUAUGCUAGUAAGGCGACAUGGACGCAAUUAUCUGAGUCGGAGGUGCAGAUUUGUAGACUACUUCAGUAUUGCGGGCAUCAUAUCAAAGUUCGCAGAGUUCGAGAAGGCCUCAGAUAAAUUUGGAUUCAACUGGGGAGGGCUUGUCAGUUUCAGUUUCACCGGAAAAACGCCGCGUCGGAAUGACAAGAAGGUGUUGUUGGUUGAUGUGGACAGGGUGUACGCCCCAAUGAUGUGGGGAAAAUAUCAUUGGGUUGGUCUUGUGAUCAACUUGACAUGCAGACAAGUGGAGAUUUUGGACUGCAACAUUCCCCUUAAUGAGUCCGAUAAUGAGGUGAACAAGCACAUGGCUUAUCUUCUACGCGCAUUGCCUCAUGUCUUAGCUGCGUUUUCGCCUCCUUCCGAUAGUAGUCAUCCUGAAGAAGACCAAGCAUUUUCAUGGGUGCGUCCAGACAAUAUUUACUUCAACGAAAGGUCUGGCGAUUGUGGACCAUGCGCGGUCAAAUUUCUGGAAAUGCAUGCAGCGGGAUACUCCUAUGAGGAUAUGGGGCAGAUCGAUGACAAAAAAGUGGACAUAAUCCGUCAGAAAUACGCGAUGGAUACCUAUGAAGAAUUUAUUGGAAACGCAAAAGUUCAAAACGAUGGUUGAAGACGUGUAUAAUGCCUGCUUCAUUUCGUUUGUUAAACCGAAUUGUUAACGGUUAUUGUAUCUUUUCAUUCAUCCAUACACUAUAAUUCAAACAGAUCAGUUUAUCUUUGAAGGUUUUAUAUCGUAUUUCUUAUAUAUUUAGGGUUUAGGGUUUAGGGUUUAGGGUUUAGUGUUUAGGGUUUAGGGUUUAGGGUUAUUAGAGUAUAAUAUCCAUGCAAGAUCUCACCAUAGUGUGUUAGUUAUUUGUUUCAAAGGAAAACAAUUUAAGAAGUAGUUGGUGUUUUUACAGUUUCAUUUAAUAAGUAUUAGUGUAAAAUUUAAAAAUUGAUUGCAAUAACUAUUUCUCUGAGUGUGUUAGGUACAAAAUGUGGGAGGGGACAAUAACUUUCCUAGUAACUCAUAAGACUCAUUUGUUCAUUUCUUUAUUCUAUAUAUACAUAUUCAAUGCUUCUGAUAAACAUCUCCAACAGAACUCAAUAGUAUGGCAUCUCUAAACAUCCCCAAUCUUCCAGAAGAAAUUUUGUGUAAAAUAAUAGAGAUGGUGGAAGCGGAUUCAUUCUACUAUCUUGGUGGUAUUUUGCGGGCUGGGAAACGCGGUUAUGCACUUGUCCACGAACCCUCCGUCUUAAGGAAGUGUAAUGUUCAGCCAAUGGUCACCUUUGCAACAUGUCAAAUCUGCAUUGGUGGUCAGUUUCGAGAGUUUUUCAUCAAGUGCGUAACAGCUGGCAACACAAACGCUAUCUACUAUGAAGGGCUCUAUGCAGCACUGAUCGUAGGUCCUGAGAAAUGUAUUAGAAUAUUGCAACCAAAUGUCCCAAAUCAUGAUUUAUCAACUUUAGCAGUCGGCAUUUUCAACGUGUGUAUUGGCAAUGACAAGGAAACCAGUAAACUGUUUCAGCAGUUCGAAGCUAAUCACUAUGACCUUCGCUCGGAUGCAAUAGUUGGACUGGGAGCUGAUCUAGAGUAGCGAUUGAUAUCAUUUGGAGCGCCAUACAUGAACAAAUAUGGUGCAUCUUUCAAAUUUCCGCAUGAUGAGGUAAUCAAGUCACCAAGCUGCCUUUAUGGCCAUGAUUACACAGUCGAUUUUGAAGGUUCUUGUAAAAACUGCAGGCUAUUUUGGAUAUGCUGCAACAUUUCUCACAUCCUAUAGGACUUUAUUUAUGUUAUCCUCGAUGUUAUUUGUUUUCUAUCGUAUAGCUUAAGUAUUCGUAGACCUUAAGUAUUCGUAUACCUUAAGUAUUCGUCAAUGUUAUCUGUUUUCUCUCGUAGACCUAAAGUAUUCGUCAAUGUUAUAUGUUUUCUCUCGUAUACCUUCAGUAUUCGUAUACCUUCAGUAUUCGUAUACCUUCAGUAUUCGUAUACCGUUUAAUCAAUGAAAAGUGAGUAAAGAUAAAUAUUAAUGGAAUUAUGAAUAGAGAUGUCAAUUGGGCUGUCCAUGUCCAAUGGGUAUGUCCUUUGGACAAAGCAGUUUAUUGGACAUUAAUCUUAAGUCCAAAUUGUACCUAGUCCAAAUUGUCCAAACACAAAAAAAGACCAUUCCAAAACAGACCCUUCCAAAUAGAACCAUAAACAUUCCAAAUUGGACGUCCAUGUCCAAAUGGUUUUAGCCCAUCUAAUUUGGACUUAAUAGGUUUCAGUCCAUUUGACAUCCCUAGUUAUGAAUGUUAAGUAAUAAAAGUGAGUAAUUAAUGGAAUUAUUCGUAGACCUUAAGUAUUCGAAUACCGUCAGUAUACGUAGACCUUAAGUAUUCGAAUACCGUCAGUAUACGUAGACCUUAAGUAUUCGAAUACCGUCAGUAUUCGAAUACCGUCAGUAUUCGUAUAUCGUGAGUAUUCGUAUACCGUCAGUAUUCGAAUACCGUUAGUAUUCGAAUACCGUGAGUAUUCGUAUACCGUGAGUAUUCGUAUACCGUCAGUAUUCGUAUACCGUCAGUAUUCGAAUCCCGUUAGUAUUCGAAUCCCGUUAGUAUUCGUAUACCGUCAGUAUUCGAAUACCGUUAGUAUUCGUAUACCGUCAGUAUUCGUAUACCGUCAGUAUUCGAAUACCGUCAGUAUUCGAAUACCGUUAGUAUUCGUAUACCGUCAGUAUUCGUAUAAUUAGCAAUUCCUAAUUUUACUAAUAUUAAACAUGCAUAAAAAGACAACAAUAAUAAACAGAAAUCAUAAGUUUAAGGUAUGACAUCGAGUUUUUUUCCAGAUCUGUUCGUCAGACGAAUUACUUGGGAAGUCGUCUGGCUUUAGACAACUUACCUG